Molecule: messenger RNA, 2689 nt
Organism: Linum trigynum
Lineage: Eukaryota; Viridiplantae; Streptophyta; Magnoliopsida; Malpighiales; Linaceae
Source: the annotation of a GenBank genome assembly
AGUGUUUGGAUCAAAUGAACUAUUAAUAAAUUAUUUAUCAAAUUGGAUCAUAUAUUUUUUUGGAUAAAUUCCUGAAUUUCUUAAUACUAUAUUUGAAGGAAAUUAAGUGUUGUUGAUACAAUCAUAGUUAAGAUAUAUACAAACUUGUCAUAUUGACGUCAAUUACUAGAAGGAGCUCGAGCUAUGUUCAAUAUUUUUUUCGAGCCAAGCCUAAAUUAGGUAAAAGUUCUCUGUUGAACUGAGUCGAUUAGCAGCACUGUCUAUCGUAACCUUCAUUCCAUCGAUCUCUAGGCGAGAUUCGAGGUUCAUAUUGUACACAUCAGCAUCAUGAUCAAUCGACAAUAAGAUAGAGAUUUAGGAUCAUAUUGUGCAGCAGAUAGAAUAAAAUCAUAUUCUGGUGGUGGAUCAUUGUCACCUACUUGUCCACCCAACAAUAAUCCAAACAACAAUCCCGACAAUUGAUGCACAUGGAUGAUGGAACCAUAUACAAAUAAUUGGGUUAAAUAUUAAUUAAUUGUUUAAUUAAGGUCACUACCUAGCUACAACUACAACAAGACAGCAAUCUUGGAAAUGCAAGUUCGGUGUAUCGAUCGGCCCGGCCGGUUUAUACGAUCGGAUCAACAGAGAAAAUCAUCGAUCGCUUCCAAUGGCUCCGCCGCAAAAUUGGUCCGCCCUGACCCUCCUCCUUCCAUUCUUCACCACACUAAUCAGCAUAAUACUAAUCACCGCCAUCGUCGUGAGAGUGAUAUCCUCCUCCAUCCGGCGAACCAGACCGGUCCAACCGGCUGCCACCGCCCCGCCACCACCAGGCCCGCCGAAGCUCCCGGUCAUCGGAAACAUCCACCAGCUGAUCCGCCAUCCGCUCGUCCACCGCCGCCUGAGGGACCUAGCCCAGAGACACGGCCCGCACGUGAUGGGCCUCCGGCUCGGCGAGGUCCUCCACGUGGUGAUCUCGAGCGCGGAGGCCGCCAGAGAGGUCAUGAAGACCCACGACCUCGUCUUCGCCACCAGGCCUCACAUCCUGAUGGCGGAGAUUGUGAUGUACGGCGUCAGGGACGUCGCCCUGGCACCGUACGGGGAUCACUGGCGGCAGCUCCGGAAGAUCUGCGUCAUGGAGCUGCUGAGCGCCAGGCGAGUCCAGUCAUUCCGGCCCGUCAGGGAGGCCGAGGUGUCGAGGCUCGUUGCCGGCGUUUCCUCCGCCGCCGCCGCCUCCGCCGGCGUCAACGUCAACCUGGCCGUGGCGUCGGCGACGAGCGGGUUGACUUUUAAGACGGCGUUUGGGAUGGCGAAGGAGCUCACGGAGGAGACGUUUUCCGGCCUGGUGGGUGAUGUUUCCGACGCUCUGUCGGGAUUCAGGAUAUCGGAGGUGUUCCCAUCGUUGACUUUCCUUCCGGCGCUGACCGGGUUCAGAGCUCAGCUCACCAGGUUGCAUCAUGCGGCUGAUGCGUUGCUUGAAGAGAUCCUUUGUGAACAUAAAGACAGAAGAAGAAGACAAGGUGGCGGCGGCGGUGCCGUUGAUGGCCGUCAACCUGAGGAUCUAGUCGAUAUCCUUUUAGAUCUUCAGGAAGAAGGUGACCAAGAAUCCUUGACCGAUGAAGCAAUCAAAGCAGUAGUUUUGGAUAUGUUCGUAGGCGGUACGGAAACCACAACUACCGCAGUGGAGUGGACCAUGUCGGAAAUGAUGAAAAAUCCGAGCAUAAUGAAAAAGGCACAAGAGGAGGUGAGACGCUUGUCCAGAGGGAAAGCAAUCGUCGAGGAAGAAAGCCUCGAUGAAUUGAAGUACUUGGAAGCCGUCAUCCAGGAGAGUUUGAGAUUGCACCCGCCGCUUCCUUUGCUUAUUCCGAGAGAAAGCCUAGAGGCGGUUGAGGUCGGUGGGUAUGAGAUCCCCGCCAUAACAAAAGUUAUUGUUAAUGCUUGGGCAAUUGCACGAGACUUCCGAUACUGGACGGAACCCGAAAAAUUCAAUCCCGACAGGUUUCUCGACAACGACAGCGCCAAUGACAGGCGACUGAAUUUCGAAUUCAUUCCGUUUGGCGCCGGAAGGAGGAACUGUCCAGGAAUGUUCUUCGCGAUGGCUCUCGUGAAACUCGUGCUGGCGAAUCUAAUCUACCGUUUCGAUUGGAAGCUCCCCGUCGGAACUACCCCCGAGAGUUUGGACAUGGAUGAACAUUUCGGACUUGGAGUGAGAAGAAAACAUAAUUUGUGCUUGAUUCCAGUUGAAUACACUACAAGAAGGUGAGAAGGCCGUUGAGCCGGUGUACUAGAGGGAAGUGCCGUUUGUUUAGUGCUCUUUUGGGUCCAUACCUCUAUAUUAAUAAUGUCUCUAAAGAGCAUCUAAACUAAUUUUGAUGAGAUUUGUGGGAUUUAAUCUAAUUCUCCUACUCCUGUUUUAUUGGCUUAUUGAUUGGUGUGAUUCAUGAGAUCACAUGAAAAAUAUGUUAAUUGUACUGGAAGUGGGUUAAUAUUUUAGAAUGGGUGGAACUUUACUCUAAAUUUAUAUCAUGGACAAUUUUUCUAGAAAUGCUUGUUAUGAUCGGAAUUAUUACUCAAAAUUAUUGAUUUGACCCAACCCUAUAAGGGGUAAGCUAUAAAUUGGUGGUAAGGUACAUGGUUACAACAAACUGAAAUAUAAGAUGAAAAUAGCACACAUAUCAAAUAUGAAACGAGUAAAUAAAAGCACCUAUAAUUG